GAACCGCGCUGUACGGGCGCCGCCCCCGGGCUCUAUAUCCGCUCAGCACCGCCCCGCACCGCUCCGCACCCCUUCCCCUUCCCAUGGCGACACCAGCAGCGGAACCAGCACCGGCCCCAGCACCCCCAGCACCGGCGGGCGAGCAGCACCGGGAGCGCAGCCCCAAUUCCCCGCGCACCGCAGCAUCCUCCCCGGCACCACCGGCACCACCACCGGCACCGAGCGGCGGCUCGGGGGAGCUGGCGGCGGCUCGGAGGCGCUUGGUGGCGGCCGAGGGGCGGCGGAGGGCGGCGGCGGAGCUGGAGGGCCGGGUGCUGCAGGUGCACUGCGCCCUGCGCCACGCCGAGCUGCGCCUGGCCGCCAGGGCCGAGACCCUGGGGCGUUUGGGGGCCGGGGUCGCUCAAGCCCAGCUGGCUUUGGCAGCUCAAGGGCAGAGGUUGCAGAAGGGGCUCCGUCGCCGCUCUCGCCUCCGUUCGGCCCCGUUGCUCGCCGCCGCCCGGGCGCUCCGCAGCUGCGUGCCCUGGGCAGCCCCCCCGCAGCCGCCGCUCCGCAGCCUGCCGCCUGCCCGCAGCCCCCCGCAGCCCCGCCUAAAGAGGGGGGCUCGGGGGGAGAUAAAAGGGGUGGGGGGCUGUAAAGGGGUUGGGGGGUGA
Molecule: messenger RNA, 650 nt
Organism: Oxyura jamaicensis (ruddy duck)
Lineage: Eukaryota; Metazoa; Chordata; Aves; Anseriformes; Anatidae
Gene: TRNP1
Product: TMF1 regulated nuclear protein 1
Exons: 1
Coding region: 84-650 (188 amino acids)
Biological process (GO): regulation of cell population proliferation
Cellular component (GO): nucleus
Molecular function (GO): DNA binding
Source: RefSeq, a predicted model, not a curated record